Molecule: messenger RNA, 1960 nt
Organism: Octopus sinensis (East Asian common octopus)
Lineage: Eukaryota; Metazoa; Mollusca; Cephalopoda; Octopoda; Octopodidae
Exons: 22
Coding region: 69-1826 (585 amino acids)
Source: RefSeq, a predicted model, not a curated record
UAAUGACGAAUGUAAAAAUCUGAAAUGGCUUUUCUGAAUUACUGAAACGAAUAGAUGAAUGCUCCAAAAUGGCCAUCAUGCUGAGUCAAAUGCUUAAACCCCUAAAGCUUAUUCACUUUUCCUACAAUCCUCAGGUAUUAUCUGAAUAUGGACCAGAGGAAUUCAACCAUCUCAUGGAAUGUGUCCAAAAUGUGUUGGUCGAAGAUGCUAUAAGAAAAAAUUUUGAUGUAGAGGAACAUAAAAAAUUUAUUUAUAUUAUUUUGAAUGAACUCAAGUUGGCCGAAAUGAAUUUUAAAGACAAAAUAAAUGACCAUUGUCUGACUCCAGAUCAGAACAGACAACUGCGAUUGAAGAUCUACAUGUGUAUAGGAAAUGUGUGUUUGGAUCUCUUCAGACUUUACUGCAGAAAGGCCAAAGAACUUGACAGUCGUGGAGUGUAUACGACCAUACCCAACAAUAGCCGAGCGAGGACUGAACUGGCCACGGAAACUGCAAAGUUGCUUGAUGUAUUUGCCAUUCGUCACGCGAUUAAGAAAAUUGAGACGCUUCGGUGGAGACUGAGUGAUGCAGACCUGCCUAUGAGACACCAGUACAGAGAAAAGAAGCUAAGGCAUUGGCACGUAGGGAGUACGUCAAAGCAAGAAAUAUUUGUCAAGAAUAUGUUCCAGAAGUUCUUCAGUAAAUAUGGAUCAUCAUAUCCUGGGAAACUAUAUACUGAUUACUACAAAUAUCGAAUGCAGAUAUUUGAAUUGAUGCAAGGUAGAAAACGUCCUGAAGAUCCGGAAAUUGUUGAGGAAUCCGAAAGUCCAUCCGUUGAAAUAAUCCAAGCGAAAGUUCCCAAAUACAAAGAAACGAAACGCAUUAAGCGUUCCAAUUCUGAACCUCGACUCUAUUUUGGAGAAAGUAUCUUUGAAGAACUUGACAUACAGCUUUCAGCUGUGCUUAAAAGGAGCCAGUCUCUUGCCGCAAUGCAUUUAUUACCAACAAAGAUAGAAGAGAGACAAAUAAGGGACCUAGAUAAGGACUUAAGGCUCCUGGCGCAGAGGGAUGACGUUCAAGAUGAUGUGGCAGAGCUUCUAAUGGAUGAUCUACCUCCAGUCAUUAAGUCUGCUACACAAGAUGACAAAAGGAAGCAGGCUCAAGCCAAGUUACAAAGAACUAUCCAAACUCUUGAACAGCUGCAACGAGAAAAUAGACGAAUUGAUAGCAAAGACGUGAAAGUAAUUGAACCGAUCUUCACCCAACCUGAUAUUCUGACAGUUAAUUUCCAGAGAAAGGAUACUGUUCGAAUCUCCUCUGUACAAGUGACAGAGAGGAGUCUACAGGUCAACCCAACAUUACAGAUAUUCAAACCACAAUACAAUGAACUUCUUGGUGAGAUUCCCUCAUCUAUAGUUGAUGAAAUUGACCAAGUUGUUGAUGACAAGCAUCAGCUUGAAGAGCUCUAUGAAAAUCUAAAUACCGUUUUGGAAGAGUUUGAGAAUAAGGAAUCAUUUGAAAUACUGUCCGAGGCUGAUGACAUAUUUGAGGUUCCUGACAACUUGAACUUCAAAUUUUGCAUGAACUCUGCUUCACUGAACAUGAAAUCGCGAAUAGUCAAUGAGGAUCUGAAGGUGGAAGAAGUGCCACCCUGGCAGGGUAUGAAAAGAGAAGCGUGGGAAUUAGUUCCACAGGUUCCUCGGAGACACCAGAAGACAACCAUAUAUCCACGGAAUCCCAUGAUUGUGAUGAUGCAGACAUGUCGGAUGCGAAAAGGCAGAACGAAUGGAAGACAUGGUGGUUAUCGUUUUUCAAUGACAAAGACUGCCUCAAAUAUCUCAGCAUGAUGAAAACAGAUUUCCUUCAUGUUAUCUUCCAUCUGUAUGAUGACGAAAACUUAUUAGAAAUCUUUAGAUCAAAAGAAGAAGCGGAAAGAUUGGCUGCGAUUUUAAAAACGGAGAAAGAAGUAGUUGCCGCUGAG